Messenger RNA from Coregonus sp. 'balchen', 1356 nucleotides. Lineage: Eukaryota; Metazoa; Chordata; Actinopteri; Salmoniformes; Salmonidae. The record is from the annotation of a GenBank genome assembly.
AUGGGUCUGGUGAACCUUGUCUUUUGCACCAUUGGGAAAUGUUUCGAUUUCAUAUCCUUCCUGCUGGACCUAAAUUUCUUAAUAGUCCAUUCAGUGAUACGGCUCCUGGCAGCAUGUAUCACCUUUGUGAGUAACCUACCCAUGCUACUGACCAACUCAAUGGUGAAGUGCUGGAACUUCACUGUGUUCUGCAUGGUCUCCAUGAUGGACAGCGUAUCACUUCUGGCCCAGGGCACAGUCAACAUGUUAGGGCGCUGGUUGCACCUCUUGGGAGGUGUUCUGGAGAGUUUCAAAAUGGUGGGCUACUUGUCCUCACAUGUUCUCCUGCGUGUCAGGGAUCUGUUCCACCGUGGGUUGCUGUGUGGCCACUACUUGCUGCAGCAGGUGUGGGAGGGCUGUGGCAUUACGGUCAGCCUGGUGCUCUACCUGGUCAACACGGUGGUCAACCUGCUGCUCAUCGGGACACAGAGCGUCUACUCUGUUGUAGUCAGCAUGUGGGAGGCGGUCUCCUGCCCCCUGCAGAAGGCUGUGGAGCUCACCCUCACACUCUUCACCUUCCUGUACAGCAGCCUGGUCGGCACCUCAGUCGUUCUCUGGACUCCUGUCAGGCUGGCCCUGGAGUUCCUAGGUUUGCUCGGACACAUUUUCGUCAGCGUCUUCCUCAUGAACAUCUAUGGCCUCAUUCUCACAACUGCCAUUGUUGUCACAGCCACAAUCUACAUGAACCCUGAGCUGACCCGUCUUGGAGCCCGCCGCGCCGUCGGUUACUUCAACUCUGUCCCCACCCUGCAGGUCCUACAGAGGGCGCUCCAUCGCCUAUACAUGCUGGGGAGGGGCGUGUGGCAGAGGCUUCAGCGGCAGGUCAGCCGCCUACACCAAAUGAUAACACCAGUCUACAGGAACAUCAGAGUGAGGGGUGACGGCCACGCCAGGCAACCUGAACCCAGUGACAGAGAGCAGAGGGCUCUUCCGGACGGUAGGGCAGGAGACGCAGCACCACACGCUGAACGCGCUGCUCGGCCUCGCCAGCUAAUGGACGACCUGUGGGACCUAGCGUUCCCCAGCUCCAGCAGCACAUACAGGCCUUUACAGAAACAGAAACUCUCCUCAGUGGAGGGGGGCUCCAGCUCCAAGGGUGCCCCGACCGACAGCUUACUGACUCUGCUCCAGGAGCAGGAGGAGAGGAAGAAGUGCAUCAUCUGCCAGGACAGCACCAAGACAGUGGUGCUGCUGCCUUGCCGCCACCUGUGUCUGUGUCGGGACUGUACCGACAUACUGCUGCGCCAGCCCAUCUACCAGCAGAACUGUCCGCUCUGCCGCCAUAUGAUCCUUAAUACCAUGGAUGUGUAUCUCUGA